AUUCAGAUUGAAGGAUCAUUUUCCAACGAUUAUGGGUUUUUUCAUGCUUGAAGAGUAUGAAACAAAUCCUGAAGGACUAAUCUUACAAGAUGGAACAUGGAAUUACAAAAUCCCUUCAUUAGACACUAUACCAAAACAGCUUAAUGUUGAAAUUGUCAAUAGCGGACAUCACAAGCAUCGUGUUCUCUCUUCGAAAGCUUCCGGUGAGCCGCCGCUGCUUCUAGCAACUACGGUUCAUUGUGCCAUUAGAGCAGCUAUCAAGGAAGCCAGAAAACAGCUUCAUUCAUGGAGAAACUCAAAAGAAAUUGAUAAACCAUUCCAAUUGGAUGUGCCAGCAACCAUGCCUGUUGUAAAGGAACUUUGUGGAUUUGACAUUGUGGAAACAUACUUGAAAUGGAAAAUGGGCCAAGUGUGAAGGUUCUCAAAAUAUUGGGAAAUAAAUUAGUGUGCAUUCUUGUUUGGAUAUGAGGAGGAAUAUGUACUGGUUUUUCGAAGUGUUUUUAUAUUUUAUAUUCCUUUUUAAUUAUAUUGGAAACAAUAUU
This is a messenger RNA of Prosopis cineraria, 542 nucleotides long. Its product is annotated as indole-3-acetaldehyde oxidase-like. The transcript is spliced from 2 exons. Gene Ontology annotation, molecular function: iron ion binding; oxidoreductase activity. Lineage: Eukaryota; Viridiplantae; Streptophyta; Magnoliopsida; Fabales; Fabaceae. The annotation marks the transcript as partial. The record is from RefSeq and is a predicted model, not a curated record.